AUGUUGCCGACAGUCUGGACGCCUCGAGCAACCCGACGUGCUGCCCUUGCUUUUGCCUCGUUUGCUCUUCUGCUCGCUGCGGGCGGAACUGGCUCGCGCACUCUGAUUCCGGCGUGUUCAGCACAACGCCUAUCCCAUCACAAGGCAUCGGUGCUUAACGCGCGCACUGAAAACAACGGCACGACGUCGUCCUCGCGCAACGCAAGCUACGCCUCGGGCGGAGGAAGAUUCGAGUCGGUGGACAACCCGUUCAAGAUGGACCGUCCUCUCAACGUCUUUGGGCGGCCGCUGGCACAGUGUGGUACCAACCCCAUCACGGGAUUCUACCGCGACGGCUACUGCAAUACGGGUCCUGCUGAUGGUGGGUCGCACACGGUGGCAGCGGUGGUGUCGCAAAAGUGGCUGGACUAUUCGGCGAGCAAGGGCAACGAUCUGCGUCCGAUGCUGUCCGAGGGCUGCUCGUGGUGUCUCUGCGUAUCGCGAUGGAAGCAGAGUCUGGAUGCAUACAAGCGCGGCGAACUCGCCAAAGACGGUGUACCCAAGAUCAAGCUCCAGGCUACGCAUCAGCGCGCGCUCGACAUGGUGUCCAUCGAUGACCUCAAGGCUUUCGCGCUCGACGACGCAUCCAACACGCCCAACUCGGCGUCACAGGACCCUGCCAAUGGUGGCCCCAUCCGCUGA
Messenger RNA from Moesziomyces antarcticus, 681 nucleotides. RefSeq lists its product as uncharacterized. The record is from RefSeq and is a predicted model, not a curated record. NCBI's taxonomy places the organism in Eukaryota, Fungi, Basidiomycota, Ustilaginomycetes, Ustilaginales, Ustilaginaceae. The coding region runs from base 1 to 681 and encodes 226 amino acids. The transcript has 2 exons.